This is a messenger RNA of Phyllostomus discolor (pale spear-nosed bat), 2335 nucleotides long. It is a transcript of the gene GTPBP6, whose product is annotated as GTP binding protein 6 (putative). Gene Ontology annotation, cellular component: cytoplasm. The record is from RefSeq and is a predicted model, not a curated record. Gene Ontology annotation, molecular function: ribosome binding; GTP binding. The transcript is spliced from 10 exons. Lineage: Eukaryota; Metazoa; Chordata; Mammalia; Chiroptera; Phyllostomidae. The coding region runs from base 21 to 1592 and encodes 523 amino acids.
GGCGUUCAGGCGGACGCAGGAUGUGGGCCUUGCGGGCCGCCGUCCGCCAGGGGGCUGCGCUCUCUCGCGUGGUUCGCGGCCGGCCGGCUUUGAGGGUCGCGCCGCCGCCGCUGCGUCCCUGUCCCGGUCGUGCGCUCGCUGCCCUCAGUCCGGGCGAUCCGGGGGGCCUGCAGGGGAGACGGGGCGGUAGCCGGGGUCCCCCUGCGGAUGGCCCGAGCAGCGAAGCCGGAGCAGCGAAGGAGGAGGAGGGGCCUGAAGAUGCAGAGAACGAGGACGAGGAGGAGGAACUGCUGCGGAGCGAGCCCUUGCUGCCGGCAGGGGCCCAGCGCGUGUGCCUGGUUCACCCCGAGGUCAAGUGGGGACCCGGGAAGCCGCAGCUGACGAAAGCCGAGUGGCAGGUGGCGGAGGCGAGAGCCCUGGUCCACACGCUGGACCACUGGUCGGUGGUGGAGACGAUGGUGGUGCCGACCAAAACGCCCGACAGGAAGCUCAUCUUUGGCAAAGGGACCUUGGAGCACCUGACAGAGAAGAUCAGAGGGUUGCCAGAAGUCACGGCCGUCUUCCUGAACGUGGAGAGGAUGUCUGUGUCCACCAAGAAAGAACUGGAGGCUGCCUGGGGCGUGCAGGUGUUUGACCGAUUCACUGUGGUUCUGCACAUUUUCCGCUGCAACGCCCGGACCAAGGAGGCACGGCUGCAGGUGGCCCUGGCCGAGCUCCCCCUGCUCAGGUCCAACCUGAAGAGCGUGGUAGCGCGCCCGGACGGACGUGGAGGGACCUCUCGCUACAUCAUGGGGUCAGGAGAGUCAUUCAUGCAGGUGCGACAGCGCCUCCUGAAGGAGAAGGAGAUGAAGAUCCGGCAGGCCCUGGAGAGGCUGCGCAGGAAGAGGCAGCUCCUGGGGCAGCAGCGGCAGCGGCGGGAGUUCCCGGUGGUCUCCGUGGUGGGAUACACCAACAGUGGGAAGACCACGCUGAUCAAGGCUCUGACGGGAGACGCCGCCGCGCAGCCCCGCGACCAGCUGUUCGCGACGCUGGACGUCACGGCGCACGCGGGGUGGCUGCCCUGCCGCAUGGCCGUGCUCUACAUGGACACCAUCGGCUUCCUGUCGCAGCUGCCCCACGGCCUCAUCGAGUCCUUCUCCGCCACCCUGGAGGACGUGGCCCGCUCGGACGUCAUCGUGCACGUGAGAGACGUGAGCCACCCUGAGUCCGAGCUGCAGAAAGCCAGCGUGCUCUCGGCCCUGCGCGGUCUGCACCUGCCUGCCCCGCUGCUGGACUCCGCGCUGGAGGUCCACAACAAGGUGGACCUGGUGCCCGGGUACAGCCCAUCGGAACCGGGUGCCCUGGCCGUGUCCGCCCACCUGGGUCUGGGGCUGGAGCAGCUGAAGGCCGCGCUGGAAGAUGCAGUGCUGAGAGCGACAGGCAGGCGGGUCCUGACCCUGCGCGUCCGCCUGGCAGGGCCGCAGCUGAGCUGGCUGCACCAGGAGGCCACGGUGCAGGACGUGCAGGUGGUCCCCGAGGCCGGCGUGGCUGACGUCACGGCCAUCAUCAGCAACUCCGCCUACGGCAGAUUCCGGAAGCUCUUCCCGGAGUGAACUGGCGGCCUUGACUGGGACCGUCCUCUGCGCCGGGGGUCCCGCGUGGCGGUGGCGGCUGCACGUCGGAGGUCAGGUGGGGCAGACUCAGUGCUGCCACGUCGGUGGGCCGGGUUCAUUCCCGGAAGUUUCCGCUGCAGGACUCGAACCCUCAGUUCCCCAGUCCUACUCCAGCCUCCACCCAGAGGAAACCCGGCACCGGGCCGGCAACCAGGAAGGUGCUUCAUGGAGCCAAACUGCCGCAGAGACGGCCGCUGCUGAGCGCAGAGGGUCCGAGACAGAGGCCGGGUGGAGAGCUGGCCGGGGGUCCUGCAGCUCCCAUGGAGACGGGCGUGCCUCUCACAGCCCCGACGGAGCCUCCAGCAGCCUCCAGACGGAGUGCUGAGCGCAGGGCGUCCAUCUGCACCUCUGUCAUCACGUGGGAAGUCUCCGUGCGGUCUUCCCUGGGACUGGUCCUGGCCACCCCGCCCGAGCGCUGUGUCUCCGUGGCCCAGGACGCCGGCGUUCGGGGCUGAUGGGGAGGCGGCCUCUGCCCUGGGCUGGGCUGCAGGCCCCUGACCCGGACUGGACCCAGUGCAGCGCCGGCCUCGUCUCCUGAGACUCCGGGACCCACAUGCCUUGGACACGCCCCAUCACUCCAGCCACUUGCCCACCCGCCUGCCGCCCGCACCCUGGGCUUCCCACACCUGCUGCCGACUGUGGCCAUCCACAGCUCCAGACGCAGAGAAUAAAUAAGUGAGGCC